ACGAUUUAAAUUUUUAUGGAAAGGAUCAAAAAUAAAAAAUAAAUGGUUUUUAACUACAGAUACAUCUAUUCAGGAUUAUGAAAACAUUUUUAAUGACUUAAAACGACUUCUAUUAUAUUUUUCAACAAUGUCAUUACACAAAAAAAUACAAUGUGUCAAGUUAGAUCUCAAUCCAAUCAUAGAUCAAAUGAAACUAUACACACGGGAAUUGAUAUUAUAUUUUGCUGACCAAUUAAUAAAAUCUACAAGGGAAAUGAUGCACCGGCAAGGGGAUAAAUUUGAUACUUUUAAAGUACUGAAGAACGAUAAUUUAAGAAAUAGUGAAGAUUUUUACAACAAUCUUUAUAUAAUAGAAGAGAUUAGAACAGAACAAGUGAAUGUUGAGAUAUUUUUUCAAAACUUAAAUCAUCGUAUUUAUAUUUUAGAAGAAAUGGGAGUUACUAUGCCUCGCGAAGAUAUAACAUAUAUUUCAUAUAUACAGGAUGAAUGGACAAUGUUACAACAUAUUGCUUCAGAAAAGAAAUUAUUUCUAGAAAAAGCCAAAGUUAUUUGGUCCCAUACAGUUAAAAUAAGUAUUGAAAUGUUUUCAGUUAAAAUAGAUACAUUUUUAGAAAAAUAUGAUCAGUGUGGCUUAAAGAAAGUUAAAGAUGACUUAGAUUUAGGACUUAUCUUAAUGAAUGAACAUGACAACAAUUUUACUAAUUUUAUGAAAAAAAAAGAAAAAUUAGUCAAAGAAGAAGAAUUAUUUAAUUUAAAAUUAUUAAAUACAGACCGAUUUGAUAGUUAUUAUUCUGAGUUUCAAUAUAUGAAGCUAGUAUACUCACUGUAUGAAGCACAAAAGUCUGAUAUUGAAAAGUGGUCAAAAAUACCAUGGUUUGAAAUUGAAAUAGAAUUCGUUCGUGAAGCGUUUGGUGCUCUUAUGUUAAAAUUUAAGACACUACCUGUUUUAGCACAAGAUACUCACCCAGCAAAAAUUUUAGCAAACUAUUUAAAGGAAUUAAGACAAAGUGUACCAAUUUUACUUCAAUUAAAAAAUAAGGCACUGAAACCUAGACAUUGGAAAGAAAUGUUGGAUGCUAUUGGUAUUUAUUUUAAUUUUGAUGAAGAAAUUCUAAUUUUUGGUAUUAUUUUAAAAAUGAGAACUGUUAAACAUAAACAAAUUAUUAAAAAAGUAUUAUGUAAAGCAAUCGAUGAAAACAGUAUUGAACAAAAAUUAAAAGAAAUUAAUGAGCGGUGGAAUACAAUGAGUCUAAACAUAGAGAAAUUCUCAAAUGUAAUUUUGCAUAUUGAACAUAAACUAUGUGGAGUCCAUCAUGUGUUGCAAAUUUUGGAAAAUGAUCAAAUUACAAUGCAUAAAAUGAUGAACUCAUAUUCAGUUGAACCAUUUUUAGAAAUAGUUGAAACGUGGCAGAAAAAUUUAUCGACUGUGAAUGAAGUUCUAAAUAAAUGGUGGUAUGUACAGCAAAAAUGGAUUUAUCUCUCAGAAAUAUAUGCUGGAAAAGAUGUUUUAAAUAUUUUACCCGAAAAAGCUGAAAAAUUCAAUGAAUUGAACAAAUUCUACCAAGAGGUAAUGGCCAACGCAAAUAGAAAUUCAAAGAUUCUUGAACAGUGUUUAACACCAAAUAUCAUUUACCAAUUAUCAUGGUUAGAAUUUCGUUUAGAUAUUAGUCAAAAAGAGUUAAAUAGUUACAUUACAGAGAAAAGAAACUAUUUUCCUAGAUUUUAUUUCAUAUCAGAUAAUGAUUUGUUGUUCAUUUAUGGUAAUUCCAAUCCAGUUGUUAUCCAGGAAUAUAUUAUUCAGGUAUAA
This is a messenger RNA of Rhopalosiphum padi (bird cherry-oat aphid), 1807 nucleotides long. RefSeq names its product dynein axonemal heavy chain 10-like. The record is from RefSeq and is a predicted model, not a curated record. The transcript has 8 exons. Bases 128 to 1807 code for a protein of 559 amino acids. Lineage: Eukaryota; Metazoa; Arthropoda; Insecta; Hemiptera; Aphididae.